Messenger RNA from Spizellomyces punctatus DAOM BR117, 6214 nucleotides. RefSeq lists its product as uncharacterized. The coding region runs from base 171 to 5879 and encodes 1902 amino acids. The record is from RefSeq and is a predicted model, not a curated record. Lineage: Eukaryota; Fungi; Chytridiomycota; Chytridiomycetes; Spizellomycetales; Spizellomycetaceae. The transcript has 24 exons. Gene Ontology annotation, biological process: regulation of ARF protein signal transduction. Gene Ontology annotation, molecular function: guanyl-nucleotide exchange factor activity.
CGCGGCAUUCCUUGGGCGUUGGGAGGUGUCGCAAAGGGUUGCAGAGCAUAAUUGCGGUUCUUGAGGCCCAUCUUGCGCUUGGUAAUUUCCACCGUUGUUGGGUAGACAUAUUGAAGAGCGCAGCUUUUCUGUUGUGAGCGGUAUAUAUUUCCCCCGCUGGGUUUGGAAAUAUGGACUUCCGGAAUGAGCAGAUCGCUGUGUCGAGUGUUCUACCAGCCAAUGUCGGUGGUGUGCACGUAGGGGACGGUAGAUCAGUGUUCCCCAGACCGAAACACGCAAGACCAGAGAGCCACUGGAUAUACAUUGUUCAGGCGGAGAUAGUGAGCGUUACUGCUGCUAUGCGCAAAAACCAACGAUGGAGUAUACACGCUGAUAGAGUUCGACGAGAAGACAUGCCUUCUGUUGUACCGUACGACUUCUGCCAAGAUGUAGUUGCGCAUGGUCGUGCACAUCUUGAUGCUUUGGUAGAUUUCACGCGUGGAUUAGGACCAGCUGAUUGGGGUGUGGGAGGAGUUGAGGAGAACCCCUUAUUACAGGGAUUUGCGCGGCUACGAGCACGCUUGAUGCUCCUAAAUGAAUUGCGGGAUUUAGACCCCUCACAUCUACUGGAGCCGUUUCUCGAGGUUAUACGAAGUGGCGACACUACUGGACCCAUCACAGGAGCUGCACUAAGUAGCGUAGAGAAAUUUAUCACAUACCGAGUCUUGGAUCCGAAUCACCCAGGCCUUCCCUCUGCGAUGGCUGCUCUUACGCAUUCUGUUACACGCUGCAAGUUUGAAGCUACUGACGCAGUUUCAGAUGAAGCCGUGUUAGCCAAAAUCUUGGGACUUCUGCGCGUCAUCAUCCAGUCAGAAGCUGGUCAGAAGAGCCUAGAUGACAAGGGCAUCUGUGAGAUGGUGGAAGUUGCUUUUGGGAUGUUUUUUCAAGGCCGGAUAACUGAACUUCUACGGAGAUCUGCCGAGCAGACUCUUAUAAUGUUGGUGCAAGCACUAUUUGAAAGAUUGACGGUCUUGGUUCGAGCCAAGGAGCACGAAGACAACCGAUCUGUCUUCGGACCCACAUCCAUUGGUAUACCAAUAGAGAAGGGUGGUGCGAGGUUGCGCGGUAGUGUCGUUGCGACCCCGCAACUUUAUCCAACUCGUCGCCCUUCUGCUGCCGAUCAUAAGGGCGUAUCCGACGAGGAUCAUGCGGAAAGUGGUGGCAUAUCUCCGUCAAUAUCAGUUUUUGAGCAGGGGUCGGAGGGCCAUCGAUCUGCGGACUUGAAUAUGAUAUCUGUGGGAGGAUCGCAGGCAUCAACACUGGACCAUGGUCAAACGGAAUUUCUUAAAGACGAUGGGCCACGAAUUACCUUUGCGAGCAAUGAUUAUAUUUUGCCGGAUGGUGGGGUUAAAACAGUGCGACAGGACCUUGCCAGACAUCAUACGUUGGAAGAUGGGCACCAUUUGUCAAAUGUGGAAGAACCUCACGUAAGCGAUAGAGAUCCAGGGAUCGAUGCAGGCGACCCUCCUGCUCAUACCAGUUCAUCUGGUGGCAAUGUCAUUGCCGAGGAGACUCCCUCUACUCCAGUGCACCAUGUAUUUCAACCAUUUGGCCUACCAGCAAUCAUAGAGAUGUUGCGAGUUCUUGUCACGUUAUUGGACCCGCGAAAUAAACAACAUACAGAUUCCAUGCACAGGACAAUGGCAUUGACUCUUCUUCAUGCUGGUCUCGAAGUGGGAGGAUGCUCUCUUGGCAAGCUCGUCAGCUGGGGAUUCCUCGAUGAAAAAACCUCGCCACUCCGCCGAACCCCUCAAACCAGAGCCCCUGCCAAAGUGACCCGCUCUGCUACUCUGUCGCAAUCGUCUGCCUUGUCUCAAGAACAGGAGAGUGCAUCGUCAGAUCCACGGCAAUCGCCGGAACGUACCAACGCAUAUGUAUCAAUAGUGCAAGAUGGUGCAAAUGUAGACUCGCGUGAUGUCUCAAGUUCGAGACGCACCUCACUCGGUUCGGCUGAAGGUUCUUUGUAUCAAUCAGAAGUUGAAGCUGGAAUUCCAGAGGAUGGGGAGGAGCGCGCCCCUUAUUUGGCGAAGGAUCUGGUAGUGAAUGAGCUCUGCAAGUACCUCUUUCAGCUCCUGCAAAAUAGUGCAUACACUUCCACGCAAUCACCUAGUGUAACGACUUUGACUAUUCUGGCUCUUACGCUGAAGUGUAUAACUACACUCUUUCAGUCCAGUCGCCAGCAUAUGAAGUUGCAAUUGGAAUGGUUUCUCGAGUGGACGAUGGGCCGUCUGGAUGGAGGUGUGGUCACUUUAGAUAUUGAAGACUGGGCGAAAAAAGAAACACACAGCAAGGAACCGUGGCAGCGAGCAAGCGCUGCUGGGGCACAGCAAAGAGGAGGGGUCAUUGUUGGGGAAGCGCGGGAGUUGAUGCUAGAAAGCAUGGCGCAGUUAUGCCGCAUUCCAGGCAUUAUGGUAGAGCUAUAUGUGAACUAUGACGGGGAUAUGGAUCGUCGGUCUCACCUUUUCGAGGAGCUCGUGACCUUCUUUGCAAAGCAUUCGUUCCCCGAUGUAACACCUGGUGGACCGAUAUCAACUACUGCGCACCAGACUCUGUGCUUUGAUGCCCUUCUCAUGGUUCUCAAUGACAUAAUGGAACGGAAAUCGCACAAUGGCGAGUUCAUGACACCAAGCUUGGGAGAAUCACCGGAGGGAUAUCAGACCUCAUCAGAGGCACCAUGUACAGAUCGCCAGCUCCCUCCCCCAGAUAGCGUUCGUUUCAACAAGGCUCGCAAGCGUGUACUGAAGGAAGGCACGGAUCGCUUCAAUGACAAUCCCAAGGAAGGGUUGAAGUUUCUGCAAGCUCACAAUUUCCUCCCCGAUCCUCUGGAUGCCGAAAGUCUUGCCCGCUUCCUGAAAACGACGGCCAGCGUAAAUAAAAAGCUCCUCGGCGAAUACUUGUCGAAACCCAAGCACGUAGAUGUUCUUAAGGCAUUUGUUGGCUUGUAUGAUUUUGGUGACAAACGAUUCGAUGAAGCACUGAGGUUGCUGCUGGAAAGCUUUCGACUCCCUGGUGAAUCACAGCAGAUCGAGCGAAUCAUGCAGAAUUUUGCUUCUGCUUAUUUUGACGCUAUAAAGGGCAAAGAAAAUCACGACAUCGAAACAGUGGAUGCUACAUUUAUUCUUGCGUAUUCGGUGAUUAUGUUGAACACUGAUCAGCACAAUCCCCAAGUUAGGCGCAGAAUGACUUUAGACGACUUUAUGAGAAAUCUGCGGGGAUUGAAUGGAAAUAAAGAUUUCUCGCCAGAGUUUUUGAAACAAAUGUAUACGGCUAUCCGGGAAAACGAGAUUGUUAUGCCUGAAGAGCAUGAAGGGGAUUUAGGUUUCAAUUACCAGUGGAAAGAGCUUAUGAAAAAGGCUGAACAUGCGGGCGACGUUCUGACCUGCCGUACGAACUGCUACGAUAAAGACAUGCUACGAACUGUAUCCGACUCAAUCCUUUCGGCUUUAUCUUAUGCAUUCGAUAAUGCAGAAGACCAGUUGACAUUGCAGAAAGCCGUUAUAGGCUAUCACAAUUGCGCAGUUGUGGCUGCACAUUAUCGCCUAACGGAACUCUAUGAUAGCCUUAUUAUCUCAUUGGCGAAGAUGACCGGCAUGCUCAAAGAAACCAGCAGACUGCCACCGGAUACUACUAUGGAGGAUACCAACAACGACAGAAACGCAAGAAGGCCGAUUGAUCCCUGGCGUGUAGAAAUCGGCCGGAACUACCGUGGCCAAGUAGCCGCAGUGCUCAUGUUCACCCUUGUAAGCGAGUAUGGAACGUGCCUGAAAAGCGGCUGGCGAUGGAUAAUCGGCUGCUUGCGUAACUUGUUCCUGCAUUCGUUACUCCCAGCGUCAAUGGUUCAGGUUGAAGACUUUGUCCGUGGAAGUGUGGUUAUUUCCAGGCUACGAGACCAGGAUGUAACAUCGCGGAAACCGAAUGCACCUGGAUCACGCCGUGAAGCGGGAUUGCUGUCAACGCUAUCGAACUUUCUUUCAUUAAGUUCAAGUAACGGAGAUGACUUUGAUAAUUACGAAGCGACGCCAGAUGGAGUCGAGUACGAGAAACGAGCAAUACAUUGUGUACGAUCGUGCCGAAUCGAGCAGCUUUUUGCAGAUAGCAGGUUCCUUGAAGAGGAUACUCUCCGUUUGCUAGUGGAAAUAAUCUCGCAGGCGUCCUUUGUGCAAGAGAAUCGUGAUCCUGAGCAUUCUACUUGGAGGCGGCGCGAGCUGGAGGAAGGGCAGGAUGUGUCUCCUGACGGCUCAGAUGCACGCGCAGAGAGAAGUGAAGCUGUGACCGCACCCCUACCAUCUGAUCAAGCAGCUCGAAAGUACGAUUCCGCAGCGGUCUUCUUGUUGGAGCUGCUCAUCGCCAUCACUAUCCAAAAUCGGGACCGUAUUAUGACUUUGUGGCCCCUUGUCUUAGAGCACAUCAGCGGUAUUUUGAAGAGCUCUGGCGACUGUCACCCCGUUUUGGUGGAACGGGGGGUUACCAGCUUGCUUAGAUUGGUGCAAAGACUAGGUCAUAAGGAUGACAUGCUGGAGAGAAUCCUCCAAUCGCUUGAUUUGGUUAACUCCCUUUCACCUGAAGCCUUCAACCGCGUCGCCGAACCUCUCAUGGCGGGUAUCGCCUUUCUGCUCAAGUCUGACCCAAGCCUCGUCACGCGCAACGCACGUUGGGAGGUUGUGAUAGGGUUUCUCUCGCGCACAUCCGUCCAUCCAGAAGCAUCACGCUUCAGUUUUGAGGCUACCUGCAUUUUAGUGUCGGAAAAUGCCGAUUCAUGCGUCAGUUCUCAUAAUUUCAGCGAAUGCGUUGAUUUGUUGAUUAGUUUCGCGGCAGCCGCAGGAGGGAUUGUGCUCAGCUCUGCGGUAGCAUCCCCCAGCGGGCGAAGUACAGGCCUUAUCGGCGGAGAGAGUGUAAACCUUUCAUCGAGUGCACCGACAAGUCCUCGUUUGGGGAGCAGGGAAAGACUGACGCCGGUUAAAAGUCAGCUAACCCAGGUAGCAAUCGAACGCGCGUUACGAGCUUUGGACAAACUAUUCAAAUUACACUUGAAAAUACCGAGUUUGGUCGAAGAAACAGGAAUGAAGUUCAACAGAGCAUUCUUUGAAUUCUGGUUGCCUGUGCUUUCCGGACUUAGCCAACAAUCGUACCAUCCCGCUCGGGAAGUACGACAACAUGCACUUACCCUUUUGCAGCGAACCCUUCUGUCUCCCGAGCUGGAAACCGGCUGUGGCCCUGGUUCACCCAGCGUGUGGGCUGAUUCCUUCGAGACUGUGCUGUUCCCAAUGCUUGAUGAGCUUCUUCGACCAGAAAUGACACGCAUAGAUCCACUUGGAAUGGAUGAGACGCGUAUGCGGGCAUCAGCCCUGUUGUGCAAGAUCUUUUUACAAUACCUCCCGCGCUUGCAGAAUUGGAAGGAGCUCCCUCAACUAUGGAUCAAAAUCUUGGACUAUAUGAGGAAGCAAAUGAGCAUGGGAGAGUCGGACUAUUUGUACGAAGGUGUGCAAGAGUCAUUGAAAAAUAUGCUUCUGGUAAUGUCCACACAAGGGGUGUUCCAACCGUCAGCGGAGGUGACUUUGGCAGCAGGGGAAAGUCAAAAUUUGUGGGAGCUGACAUGGAAGUAUGUGGACUCGUUCCUUCCUGAUCUCAAAGACGAGUUAUUCCCCCCACCAUCCGAAUCCAUGGUGAACGAGGUUGAUCAACCAACAUCUACAUCAGCCACGGACGCUUUGGCGUCUAUUGCAGCACAUGCCCUAGCGCUCGCUGGUCCGACGGAAUCACCUGAACCACAGCCGAAACCGGUGCCUGUCAAGGAAGUUCCUGUCGAAGGAGGUAGUGUCAUCAUGCAGGAGGACUCAUAGUCCUGCAAGAUGUACCAUGAUUCAGCGAGCAAGAUGCUGGCCCGAAGCGCACUUUGUCGUGCAAAUCCUAGAGAGUGUGAUCCAAGGACUGGCUCAUGUGGUCCGGAGGCAAAAAUAGCAUGUAUUAAAGUCUGUAACGAAGAUUAUACACAGUGAGGGAGGAUGGGUUUAUAUAUAGGUAGUGCGAACGGGGAAAGUCUUGGGGAUGGUAAGGAUCGCAUUGCAAUUGAACGCUACGGGUGUUGGUUGUGUUGGCUACUCCAUUGGCGACUGUUGCAAGCGAAUGUGAACAAAUAAGGGGACGAGUCCAGCACGUCAAAUCGACACUCUUUGCU